This is a messenger RNA of Aureobasidium melanogenum CBS 110374, 957 nucleotides long. RefSeq lists its product as uncharacterized. NCBI's taxonomy places the organism in Eukaryota, Fungi, Ascomycota, Dothideomycetes, Dothideales, Saccotheciaceae. The transcript is spliced from 4 exons. Bases 1 to 957 code for a protein of 318 amino acids. The record is from RefSeq and is a predicted model, not a curated record.
AUGCCGUCUAGAAGACUCAAGCAUACACGCCCCAGCACCAGACACCUCCUUCCCUGGGUCUUUGACGCGCCCAAACCUGACAACAUCUCCCCCGACGCCUUCAUCGACAUAAUCACGCAGGAGGAUGAUGGCUGCUCAUCAGAAGUCAAGAAUGUACUAAGCUAUUGGGAUCGCGGGGAUCUUGAUAGAGGUGAUGAAGCAAAGCUGGAGGAGAUGAAGAUCAGCUCCGAUAUUUUGUUCGCCCAUGUGCUCGACAGCCAAGAGUGGUUCCGUUAUCGCUAUCCUAAAGGUGACUGUGGUAAAGAGAAGCACAACCUUGGAGAGGCUGCCUGGAUGAUUGGUGUCCAGAUGACAACUCAAGCCGAGCUGGACCAAAUGACCGACACUGAACGCGAGUACAAACUUGGCGCCAUAAGACACAAUGGAGCGGGAGACAGCUACUGCACCGUCCGCGUCACCGCUGAGCUCGUACUCUUGCGCAUCGCUGAGCUCAAUGCUGUAGAUGGUCGUUGUAGAACGAUCAAUUCAAAGUACUGUUUCUUGGGACUUGACUUGCAAGCAAUCUGCCGUGAAGGCGGUGGUCAUAUCGGCCAAGGAACUACUGAGAUUGAACUAACAAAGCUCUGGGCUGCUGAUCUCGAAGAGCUCGGCCGGGACUGCUGGACCACAAUCAGCAGUCGUCAUGCGAUUAUCCUAGAGUCUUUCGAUGACCACCUUUGCAGAAAGGCGCAAGAGGGAAAGAUCGCCAUCGAUGACAGACUGGAUACCUACCGGCGGUGGAACUUCCGCGGGGGACCAAACACCACCAAGAAGUGCGUCUAUAUCUUUCAAACCGCACACAACACACCUCCUAAACUCUUCAGCAUCUCCAUCGACUCUGAAAUCAUUACUCAGACCAAUAUGGCAUGUUGGAUUGUUCACCAGAUCCCUCCUCGCCAGAACACCAACGAACAGUGA